CUUUGGGGCAAAUAUGACGAAAAAUUAACAAAAGAAAAAGAAAGAUAAAUAACGUGGUUGUGGCGUCACAAGUAACAAACAACACUUACAAUGCACAGCCCGUCCAUUUAUUUGAAUGUCCUCCUUUAUUUGAUAAUAAAAAGUUCUAAUGCUGCUUAUUUUUCUGAUGUUCAUUGGAGCACUGCUAUAAAGUUAUCACAGUAUGAGAGCUAUAGGUCGGUAACUCUCCUUUCCUACAAUGUACCAGAACAGACAGCUGAUGUGUCCUUCAGCUUCCAGGCAAAGACAUCUGGAAAAGCAUGCACUUUCAGAGAAGUUCACAUUUACCUUCAACAUGGAAGUUAUCCUCUUGUGACGCCAUACAAUGAGACAUAUCCCCCAAAAUUCUACACAAACAGGACAGAUUUAUUUCACAUUCGGAUAGAGAAAGAUGCGGAUGCUGUGUCCUAUAUAAUGUCAUCACCUAGACCAGGUCCCUGGUACUUCGCUGCAUUUUUACCUGAACCAAAUUCAGAUAAAAUUCAAUUGAAGGAAUUAGACAAGUCGUGUAUGUAUGGAAUGUUUGUAGUUGUUGAAUCGAGAGGAUAUGACAAUAUAGAGGAAAUAUCUACUGAAAAGUCUCACCAUAUACAGCUAAAUCAGCAGGCCACUGGUCCACAGGCUCUCUAUAGAUUUGUGCUGCCAAAGGACACAGUUGAAUACUCAGUGAGAAUAGAUAGUUGUGUAGUGACAUCAUUAGAUAUAGAUUCUGAAUCUGCGGGUAAUAGUAAAUCUAACAGCUCUUCCAGUGAUAACAGCACAACAACAUUGUCUCCAACCCAGGUUAACAAUUGUCCAAUCAUGAUGAGGGUGGAGGCAGAGAUGUUGCCUUCCCAGAUAACUAAGUCAAAGGUCGCGUGUGGAAAUAUGACAGAAUGUAGACUGAAGAUACUGUCGCCAACACUACACAAAUGGAAUUACAUUUUCUUGAACAUUGAUAACAAUUAUAAUGUCUCGGAGAUUCAGUUCAAACUGAAUUUUGAAAAGAAAGGUUGUGAGUCGCUGAAAUUAAUGUUACCAAGCACUAUAUAUCAAGCAACAACCCAGAAAAGGAAGUCCAAGGAUCUUCAGCUGUCCCAAGAUUCCUGUAUCAAAAUGGCUUCCCUUGGAAGAUUUAUUUUUAAUCAGCAAACAUUUAACUUAACGUACCUUCUGUCAGAUGCAGGACCUAUACCUAUUCCAAAAUCGUUACACAAAAUUCAUGUACCUGAUUAUCAAGUAGUAGUGACAGAUAUUUCUGUACAAGAACCGACAGAUAUCGGUGGAACAAUGAAGCUAGAUGUCGGCUUUGUAAAAGAUUCACUAGAUACUUCCAGUCAUAACAUAGUAGUCUACAUUUGUCUGAUGAAGAAUUCAAUACCAGGUGGAAAAACAGUGGUUUCAUGUGAGAAUGGCAUUCAGCUGAUUAUCAACACAACUUCAGACCAUUUCCAGGAUACAGUCUAUAUGCCCUAUCCCGAGGCGGGGAUAUGGUAUCUUGCUCUCAACAGUCGCUGUUACAGCAAAGACACAAAGGUUCCUGUAAGGUGUCUAGGUGCUCCUGAAGUAAACAUUGACCUGUCAAUAUCUGGUUGUUUAGACAGUCAGUGUGGGGACUAUGGUGUAUGUCAGGAUUAUAUAAGUGGAGUAUAUGUAUUCAGCUCAUGCAAAUGUUUUGCAGGUUGGAGAGGAUAUGGCUGUACGGAUGGUACACAUGGAAGAUCUAAGCAAGAGGAGUUAACUGGUUUAUUGUUGCUUACUUUGAGCAAUCUCUUCUUUAUUCCGUCCAUUAUUGUUGCUGGGUACAGACGCUAUUUCACCGAAGCUGCAGUUUACACUUUUACUAUGUUUUGGUCUGCAAUCUACCAUGCCUGUGAUGCGAGUGAUCUAGUCUAUUACUGCCUUCUGGAAUAUGAUUUUCUCAGCUUUGCUGAUUACUUGGGUUCAAUUUAUUCAUUUUGGGUGACUAUGCUAACCAUGGCUGUAGUACCAACCAAGGUUCGAUCCUUCGCUCUUGUAAUAGGAGUUUUAGGAGUUGCCUUGGGUGUUGAGUAUAAAAGGCAUGGAAUUUUGGCAUUUGCUUUACCAGCUGGCAUAGCAGCUGUAGUUAUGUUUGGAUCUUGGAUUCUGCAAUGUAAAAGACAUAGGAAGUUGUAUCCAAGAAAGAAAUACAUCCUUGUGCAUCUAAUACCUGGAGUGGUUUUAGCUUCAACAGGAAUGAUUAUAUUUGCAUUCCUAGAGACCGAAGAAAACUACAAGUAUACUCACAGUUGCUGGCAUAUUUGCAUGUCAUUAUCCGUUGUGUUCCUGCUUCCGGAACGACAAACUAAAGAAACAUCAAGAGAAGAUUUUAAUACAGUAUCAACAGAAGUAGAAUCAUCUGGUAUAGUACAUACAGAUGGGGUAAAUACUCUAGAUGCUGCUGUAGUUAUACCAUCAGAUUUGUCUUUAAACACUUGAUGUAAUGAUAACCUUAAUUUGAAAGUGGUACCUUCAGAAGUGGAAUCUAUAUUCUUAAGAAGUUCCAAAGUCCACACUUCUGUGUAUCACAGUUUAAGACCAGGACAUAACAAGUAUCUUAAAGGCGAUCCCUGUGGUUGUGGGAGAUGUAGGUCUUCUUAGAUACAAACAUUACUGGAAGGAUCAAAUAGUGGUACCUGGAUGAGCAAUGGGCAGGACAUAUAAGUGGAUCAAGCUUCAGAAGCAAGAAAAUUUCACAGGUCCUGAAAGGUUUGAAGAUAGGAUAAAUGUAUUAUUUGUAGCUUUGGUCUCCUAGUCUAUAGUACUUACUUGUUCAGUACAGUAAUUAUUUGCAAUUUUUGCAGGUUUCCUUGUGGAAUUGUGGGUUAUGAAAAUGAAAGAGAAAUCAAGUAUACAGUUGUGUCAGUUUUUUCCAGCUGAUGCAUCAAAACAUAACAACAUGUUUCAAAAAAGGUUUAAAAAGAAAGAAAAAUCUCUUAAAAUGAUUUUGAACCAUUAAGAAUAAUUAGCAAACAAACUGUUCCAAGCAGGAACAAGUCUGAAAAAUAAGAAUGAAAACCAUAUAUGGCCAUUUAUAUACAGGAGUAUGUAAAUGUUUAGCAAAUGAGAAUUCUAGUGUAUUAAAAAUUAAGAGGUGCAAGUAUUUGACAUAUAACUAUCUAAAUAUUUCAGUUGUAUUAGCAUAGUGCCAAACUCAUUUUGAUAUAAUUUUACUUGAACAACAUAUAAUACCUUUACUUAUUUUAUUAACUCACCUGAGCACAAAGUGCUCAAAGGUGAGCUUUUAUGAUCCCCCCUGUGUCUGUCGUCCGUCCGUCAGUCGUCCGUCGUCAACAAUUUGACUGUUAACACUCUAGAGGUCACAAUUUUGGCCCAAUCUUAAUGAAACUUGGUCAGAAUGUUACCCUCAAUAAAACCUUGGACGAGUUCGAUAUUGGGUCAUCUGGGGUCAAAAACUAGGUCACCAUGUCAAAUCAAAGGAAAAGCUUGUUAACACUCAAGAGGUCACAUUUUUAGCCCAAUCUUAAUCAAACUUGGUCAGAAUGUUACCCUCAAUAAAAUCUGGGACGAGUUCGAUAUUGGGUUAUCUGGUCAAAAACUAGGUCACCAGUUAACACUCUAGAGGUCACAAUUUUGGCCCAAAUUUAAUGAAACUUGGUCAGAAUGUUACCCUCAAUAAAAUCUUGGACGAGUUCGCUAUUGGGUCAUCUGGGGUUAAAAACUAGGUCACCAGGUCAAGUCGAAGGAAAAGUUUGUUAAUAGUCCAGAGGUCACAAUUUUGGCCCAAUCUUAAUGAAACUUGGUCAGAAUGUUACCCUCAAUGAAAUAUUGGAUUAAUUAGAUAUUGGGUCAUCUGGGGUCAAAAACUAGGUCACCCAGUAAAAUCAAAGGAAAAGCUUGUUAAAACUGUAGAGGCCACAUUUAUGACUGUAUCUUCAUGAAUCGUGGUCAGAAUGUUAAUCUUGAUAGUCUCAAGUUCCAGUUUGAAUCUUGGUCAUGCAGCAUCAAAAACUAUGUCACCAGGUAAAAUCAAAGGAAAAGCUUGUUAACACUGUAGAGGCCACAUUUAUGACCAUAUCUAAAUGAAACUUGGUCAGAAUGUUGAUCUUGAUGAUCUAUAGGUCAAGUUCAAAUCUGGGUCAGGUGGGGUCAAAAACUAGGUCACUAGGUCAAAUCAAAGGAAAAGCUUGUUAACACUCUGGAGGCCACAUUUAUGACUAUAUCUUCAUGAAACUUAGUCAGAAUGUUAAUCUUGAUGAUCUUUAGGUCAAGUUUGAAUCUGGGUCAUGUGGGGUCAAAAACUAGGCCACCAGGUCAAAUCAAAGGAAAAGCUAGUUAAAACUUUAGAGACCGCAUUUUUGACCAUAUCUUAAUGAAACUUGGUCAGAAUGUUAAUCUUGAUGAUCUUUAGGUCAAUAUAUCAGAUGAGCGAUACAGGGCCUUCGUGGCCCUCUUGUUUUUAUUUUCUGUAAACUUUUGCUGAAUAUGCAGCUAACCAGUGUUUUUUUAUCUUGAAGAAGUCACUAACUUGCUGUUUUUAUCCGCCUAAUCAGUAACACGGUUUUCUUAAAUUGCAGUGUUAUUUAACAAGAUACAUAUGUAAACUAUACAUUGAUCUAAAGGUCUCCCAGGGUGUUAGUAUUUUGUGUUUUUAAGAUAUCUUUACUAAUGGCAAAAAUCUGGUAAAAUUAUUUCACAGAAUAUUUGCAUGAUAGUUUUGUUUUUAUUCUAAGAUAUCUGGAAAUGAUUUAAAUGAUCUUUUCACAGAUAAAGUCAAAAUUGAUAAAAAUAUUUGCUUAAAUUCAGUAGAAAACGUCUCAAUUAAAAUUGUUUUACCAUUAAUUAAAGAUUGAUGGAGAUACUUUAAAUAUUCAACAGUUUCUAUUACCACCCUACUUUAAAGUGAUGUAUAUUUUCUCUGUGGUUUGGCUUUCUGUUCAAGGAGAAGUUAAAUAUGGAAAAACCUUGUUGCUGAAAAGUUGGAUCAAGAAGUAUUUGUUGAGAGUGAUCUUUGAAAUUCCAAAUUUCAUAGACCAGAACUUCUACUGUCUUUGACAUGAAUGUGAUUGUGCUAGCUUCUUUAAUUUUUACUAUUUUCUGAAUUGUACACAUUCUAAGCUGACUUUUUCAUUGGUAAAUGCAGUGUGAAUGGAGCUGUGUGGUUACAUACAAACUUCUUUCUCAUUUUAUGGAUGUAAUUUUGACACUUCUUGAGGUUUCCUUUCAUUUCCAUACUUCAUUUUUGGCCAUUUGCUGAGAUAUCAUUUAAGUGACAGUUGUUUCCCAACUUCUUCUUUAAACUUUUAAAAUGACCAGUGAUUAAAAAAAACAAACCUUUUUAAAUUUUUUAUAGGUUAUCCAAGUUCAUUAUGUAAUUUGAUUAGAUCUUGUGGACACUUUGUACAACUUGAUUGCGUCUAGUUGUUAUUCAUCUGUUCCUUGGUAAACUUGAUUUUCAAAACAAGAAGAAAUAUUACUUUGAUAUCUGUGUGGCAACAGAUUUAAUGUUUAUAAUUUGUAUGAUUAUUAUUAUUAUUAUACCAGAUUUGUUGAGCGCCUUUUCAUAUGAAAUAUACGUUCAAGGGCGCUUUACAAAUAGACAUGUGACAUAUCGCAGAUAUGUAGGAAAAUCACAAAACAUGACAUAUGCAAUCAUAAAACUGAAACUGAAUAAUUUGAUUAAACUCCUAUUUUUAUGAAUGAUAUAUUCAAUGGCGUUGUACAUAAUAAUAAUAAUAGUUAUUAUAACAAUAUUAAUAAUGACAUUGAUAAUAAUUACAGCCUUACUUUAACAAACAGUCAUGACCGCACCCCUCCCCUUAAAGUCAUUUUUUUCCCUAUUGCCAAUACCAGUGCUUAAAGCAUCUGGUACACCCAGACUAGCUGCAUAUAGAGGUUCAAACCUCCCCGAUUAAUGGUGCCAUCAUAUACUGUAUUAGAAAAAAUACCACACACUUCAAGUGAAACUCAAGUCUUGCAAAACAUACACAUAGAAUGUCAUUACCCUUAAAAUGUGACAUGAUGACAUAAAGGAUGAAUUGCCAAUUUAGUUAAUUACAUGAUGAAUUGUACAGUAAAGAGAUCUUUGUCUGCGACGAAUGACUUGCGGUAGUUCUGUAUCACAAAAAUAACAAAGCAUAUUUAUUAUGGGUAGAAACAGUCACAGUUUAUCUAUGUGUUGUAGAAAAUUUUGAAAAGGUGUGUUUUGAGAGCUCUUUUAAAUGAAUUUAGUGAUGAAUCUUUCCUGAGAUUGUCAGGGAGAGAAUUCCAUAGUCUUGCGGCGGCAACUCUGAAACUUCUAUCACUGUAGGAAACUAGUCGAUUUUUUUGUGGCACAAGGGUUGUUGCUGCACUUGCUGAUCUCAGAUUUCUAGUUGGCAUGUAAACCUCCAGUAAGUCUCUCAUAUACACUGGCGACUGUCCAUGCAAGGCCUUGAAUGUUUGAAUGAGAAUUUUGUAUUUGAUUGUAUCUUGUAAUUGAAGCCAGUGAAGAUGUUUAAAACGGGUUGUUUUCGUAAUAAGACAUGCAGCUAUGUUUUGAACAUUUUGCAGUUUGCUGGUUGUUGAUUUUGGCACGUCAUACAAAAGAGCAUUGCAGUAAUCUAAUCAUGAGGUCACAAGUGAGUUUACAAGGGUUUUGGUGGCACCAGUUGUCAAAUAUGGUCGAAUGUGACCAAUUCGUCAUAUUUGGCCAUAGCAUGUUCGAAUAACAGAAUUAACAUGAUGGUCCUUAUGCAUGUUCGAAUCAAGCGUAGCACCAAGGUUCCAGUUUUUGAUGGUCUUAUGCAUGAAUCGCCAACUUUCAGUUCUAGAUUUUCAACAUGUUUGGAGUGUCUUUGACUCGAAAAAAGAAUUACUUCCGUUUUGUCUGCAUUCAGUUUUAACAUGUUUGAAUUCAUCCAUGAGAUGAUUUUAUUUUAAUAGACAUUGUUCAACUUGCAUGAUUGUGACUGCCUUUGAUGCUUUGUCAGCUGGUUAUAGAUAGAAUUCGGAGUCAUCUGCAUAAAAAUGGUGGUUUAGAAUGUGGUUUCUACAGAUGGACCCGACUGGCUUUGGGUACAUCAUGUAGAAUUUUGGGUCUAGAACAGAUCCUUGAGGAACACUGGAUUUCAUUAGGACUGGUUCAGAGAGUUUGCCGUCAAUGCAUACUGUUUGGUAGCGGUAUGUUAGGUAUGAUGCCACCCAUUGAAGAGGUUUAUCGGCAAAUCCAAAGUUAAAAUCGAGUCUAUAAAGAAGGGUGUUAUGGUCAGUGGUGUCGAAUGCAGCCGACAGGUCCAACAUCACAAGUACUGUGACGUCACCUUUGUCUAAGGAUUCGAGAAUAUCGUUCUGAACAUUUAACAAUGCGGUUUCAGUUGAAUGAAAUUUUCUGUAUGCUGACUGGUUUAUUUCAUGUAAUUGAUUGUUUGUCAAAUGUUCCUCAAUUCUUCUGUUUACCUCUUUUUCAAGGAUUUUUGAGAGGUAUGGCAGAUUGGAAACAGGUCUGUAAUUCUUGAGUGUGUUUUGGUCAAAACUUGGCUUUUUUAACAAUGGUCUUAUUCGUGAUGUUUUAAAUGAUUUUGGCACUUUGUAGAUAGAUGUUAACAAUUUUCAUCAAUAUUGGGAGAAGUUGUUUAUACACGAUUCCAAGAGCUAUGUAGAAAGAGGGUCCUGUGCUAGUACUUCUGGGUUCUUGCCUGAUGGAAGUGCAAUUUCACUUGGACCGUUCAGUAAAUGUUUCGUUAUUUUGAACAAACAUUGUUGAUCUCGUUCACUUGAUUCUACUAUGAGUAAUAAUCAAUUCUUGCCUUUUUAGCUCACAUGAGCCAAAGGCUCAUGGUGAGCUUUUGUGACCGCUCAAUGUCCGUCGUCAGUCGUCCAUCGUCAGUCGUGCGUCUGUCAACAUUUUCUAAAAAAAAU
Mercenaria mercenaria is the source of this 7899-nucleotide messenger RNA. Its product is annotated as post-GPI attachment to proteins factor 6-like. The transcript has 12 exons. NCBI's taxonomy places the organism in Eukaryota, Metazoa, Mollusca, Bivalvia, Venerida, Veneridae. The coding region runs from base 91 to 2478 and encodes 795 amino acids. Gene Ontology annotation, cellular component: plasma membrane. The record is from RefSeq and is a predicted model, not a curated record.